CACAGGGUCAGGGCUACGGGUAACAUCCGGGUACUUUCUUAUCAUACGAAUGCAUGAUGGCGGCUGUCUGUUUGACUGCCGAUAACCUGAAGAAUUGGGAAAAGAGCGGAAAAACCGACUUUCUGAAAUUAUGUCGGAGCCUGGCACACCAAGAUGUAGACAGUCUGACGGGAACUAGCAAUACUAAAGAUCUCAGAAGAGCUCUGUAUGAGCUGUGCUUACAGGUAGUGAAGGGGGCCAUCAGACAUGACAGUGCAGUCAAGGUGCUACUGGAGCUGGGGGAUGUUAAGAGAGACUUGUCUCUCAUCAUGGCUGAUAUCCUGUCACUUGUAGAUAUGGACACCAUUUGUCAUGAAGACAAAACACAGAGAGAACGCUUCGUAUCCCUCGUGUCAGCCUGCAUGCCAAGUGUGGUGCCUGAACACGUGCUGAAAGAGAGACUUGAAGUGGAGUCCCUGGAGGCAGUUUCCCUCAUAACUCAAGUCAAAGUGUUCAACGUUAAAUAUGUCAAGACAAAGACCAAACUUUUCUACAAACAGCAGAAGUUCAACUUACUACGUGAGGAGAGUGAGGGUUACGCCAAACUUGUGACAGAGCUGGGCCAGGACAUGUCAGGAGCAGACACCAGCAAUACUGUCCUAGAAAACAUCAAAUCUCUUAUAGGCUGCUUCAACCUUGACCCUAACCGUGUCCUUGACAUCAUCCUGGAGUCGUUUGAGUGCCGUCCCCACCUCCAUGACUUCUACAUCUCCCUGCUGAAGUCCUACAUGACGGAACCCUCCACACUGUGCCAUGUACUCGGCUUCAAGUUCCAGUUCUACCAGGAUGAAACGGGAGAGAAGACGCCUUCUUCACUCUACAAGGUGGCAGCACUCCUGCUGCAGUACCAGUUGGUGGAGCUAGAGGCGCUCUAUGCACAUUUGCUCCCCUCCGACAAUGACAUCAAUGAGAAACACAAGCGAGACGGUCUGGAGGCACGGCAGCAGGCCAGGAAGAUGUCCAUGGUCAUCCUGUCAGACAAGAAGGAGGAGGAGAAGGAGGAGGACAAGGACAGUAAGAAUGACCAGCAGGGAGACAACCAGAAGUUUGGACUGUGUGAGGCCCUGUUGAGGAUAGGAGACUGGCCCCAUGCCCAGCGGAUCAUGGACAGGCUGCCUCACCACGUGGCUGUAGAACAGCGCUCCAUUGCUGCUGCCCUGUGUGCCUUGAUCCACGCCACCAUAGAGCCGCUGUAUAGAAGGGUUGGGGUGCCGAAAGGUGCGAAGGGUCGUCCUAUCGCGCGGCUGGAUAACGAUCAGGCGCCUGCGCAGGUGCAGCAGUACGGGGACCUGCCGCAGCACGUGUUCGUCAUGCUGCAGCACCUGGGACCUCACCUGGCCUGCGACACUGUCCUCAUGGCCAAGGUCAUCAGGGUCGGCAAGGCCUUCAUGAAGGAGUGGAGUGAGAACCCUGGUAGGAAACAGGAGCUGUGUGCUGUGUUCUACGGGCUGCUGACGGCUACAGACGAGGUGCUGCUGCCCACCAUGUCCAUGUUAGACGCCAACUGCUGCAUGUCCGAGGAACUCUGGAGCCUCAUCAAAACAUUCCCCUACGAGUACAGAUACCGUAUGUACGGCCAGUGGAAGAACCAGGCCUACGCGCUGCACACCCAGCUGAUUAGGAUCAAGGCCCAGACCAUGGACAAGACCAAACACAUCAUGAAACGUCUGACCAAGGAGAACAUCAAACCCAUGGGCAGGCUCAUAGGCAAGCUCAGCCACGCUAACCCUGGGGUGCUCUUUGAAAUCAUCCUGUCACAGAUCCAGCGCUAUGACAACCUGAUCAACCCGGUGGUGGACUCGCUCAAGUACCUGACCACACUGUCGUACGACGUGCUGGCGUACUGCAUCAUCGAGGCGCUGGCCAACCCGGAGAAGGAGCGGAUGAAGCACGACGACACCACCAUCUCCCUGUGGCUGCAGAGCCUGGCCAGCUUCUGUGGAGCCAUCUUCAGGAAGUACCCCAUCGAACUGACAGGGCUGCUGCAGUAUGUCGCCAACCAGCUCAAGGCUGGGAAGAGCUAUGAUCUCCUGAUCCUGAAGGAGGUGGUACAGAAGAUGUCGGGUAUCGAGAUCACAGAUGAGAUCACCAGUGACCAGCUGGAGGCUCUGUCAGGGGGAGAACUGCUCAGAGCAGAGGGCGCGUACUUCGGACAGAUCAGGAACACGAAGAAGUCGUCCCAGCGACUGAAGGAUGCCCUGUUAGAGAGUGAGCUAGCCCUGCCCCUCAGCAUGCUGAUGGCUCAACAGAGGAACCACGUGGUGUUUAAGGAAGGCGGAGAGAUGCAUCUUAAACUGGUUGGCAACCUGUACGACCAGUGUCAGGACACGCUGGUCCAGUUUGGAGGUUUCCUGGCCACCCAGCUGAGUACAGAAGACUACAACAAGAGUUUACCCCCCCUGGACAUCAUGGUCACCACCUACCACACCCCUCCUGACGCUGCCUUCUUCCUGUCCAGGCCCAUGUAUGCUCACUCUAUCAACACAAGGUACGAUGAGCUGAAGAAGGCAGACAAGGGCAGUAAAACGUCCAGCUCCCAGAAGACACAGCGUUACAUCCAGGCAGUGACGGAGGUCACCUCUCCUGUCAUCGAGUCUGCACGGGUCAUCCACCCACCCAAGGUCUGGGACGACAUCAGCCCACAGUUCUAUGUCACCUUCUGGUCCCUGAACAUGUACGACCUGAGUGUUCCCAGUGGAGCCUAUGAGAAGGAAACACAGAAGCUGAAAUCCCAGCUGUCAGCCAUAGAGGACAACAGGGAACUGGCCCAGAGUAAGAAGAAGAAGGAGAAGGAGCGAUGUGUUGCCCUGAUGGAGAAACUUCGUGAGGAGGAGAAGAAACAACAGGACCACUGUAGCCGGGUCCUCGCCAGGCUCAAACACGAGAAGGACUCAUGGUUCAUGUCUAGAUCCACAAAGAAUGAAACGAUCACCCAGCUGCUGCAGUUGUGUAUCUUCCCUCGCUGCCUGUACACAGCCAACGAUGCGGUGUACUGCGCCAAGUUUGUGCACAUGAUCCACAACAUGAAGACUGAGAACUUCUCCUCACUGCUGCUGUACGACAGGGUCUUCUCUGACAUCUCGUACAUGGUGGCCAGCUGUACCGAGAGUGAGGCGCGCUGCUACGGACGCUUCCUGUCCGCCAUGUUGGAAACCGUCAUGAGGUGGCACAGUGACAAAACCAUCUACGAGAAGGAGUGCUGGGGGUACCCUGGGUUUGUGACAGUACUCAGGGCAUCAGGAGCAGGCAGCAGCAGCAAGGCAGACCAGCUGGACUAUGAGAACUUCAGACACGUCUGUCACAAGUGGCAGUUCAAGCUCACUAGGGCCCUAGUGAUCUGUCUGGAGUCCCAGGACUAUGUACAGAUCAGGAAUACACUCAUCGUCCUCACAAAGAUCCUACAGUACUACCCCAUGGUACAGAACCUGGCACUGGCCCUGGAGCGCCGCGUGGACAAAAUACGGCAGGAGGAGAAGGAGAAGAGACCGGACAUCUAUGCUCUUGCCAUGGGCUACACAGGUCUGUUGAAAGGCAAGAAGGGUCAGCUGGUUCCCGAGCACGAGUUUCACCUCAAGGAAGCGCUCAAGGCGUCUUCCAAGAACGGGCCUGUCUCGAUCUCCGCCAACUCAUCCGGUCUGGUGGGGUCCUCUGGGAAGUCAGACGGGUCCAAAGACUCAGGGAGAAGUGGUGCUGAGUCAUCGAAAGGGAAGCAAGGGAAAGAGGAGAAAUCCAAGGAUAGCUCGACAGAUGGAAGUUCCAACGACAAGUCAUCUUCCAGCUCAGCCAGCAAAUCCUCAUCAGCCAGCAAGAGUGCCAUGAACGGUGAAGUAUCCAUGUCCUCAAGCAAGAAAUCUGACUCAAAACAAUCUUCUGAAAAGACCAAAGACAAGGAGAAGAAAGAGAAGUCCCACAACGGUGAGAAGUCACACAAGGAGGGCAAGGGUCACAAGGAGGACAAAGGUCACAAGGAGGACAAGGGUCACAAAGAGGGCAAGGGUCACAAGGAGGACAAAGUUCACAAGGAGGAGAAAGUCCGUGAGCAUCGCAGUCACAGCAAGGAGAGGGAGAAGAGCCACCGGUCACCCAGCGUCACGUCCAACGGAAGUGGGAAUGGGAAGCCAGGAAAGAGGUCAACCGAAGCAUCACCUAGAACAUCUGACUCUGAGAGGGAGCACAAGCGUAGUAGGAAGGAGGAACAUAUGUCAUCAGCCUCGUCAGCGACGUCAGCAGUGGCAGCUAAGGAUGGUCAUAGGGCAGAGCAUAAGGAGGCAUCUCAUAAGAGCCCUCGGUACUCCAGCCCAGCCCAGCCCCUGACAGAGAAGGAAAAGAAACGUGCCAGCAAAGAAAAGGAGAAGGGAGAGCGAGAUCGGUCCAAGGAAAGGGAUGGGGAGAAGCGCAGAGAAUCCAAAGAACACAGAAAAAGAAAGAGCGAGGAGCCUCCAUCAAUGACAGAGUUCCAGGAGUCCAAGAGAAGAAAAGAUGAAGAAAAAGGAAAGUCUGGCAGUGACUCUAGAAGAAGCAGCCAGGAGAAGGAGAAGCCUCGCACCCCACAGACCACACCCAAAAUCAGCAAGCUGGCCAAGGAGUCUGGAGAGAAAGGGAAGAAGGAGUCCAAGGAUAAGGAUAAGGAAGAGAAGAAAAGCAGCAAAGAGAAGAAAGUGGAACGGAAAGAAGAGAAGAAACAUUCCUCUCACAAGUCGGAGAAGAAGAGAUAGAAACCGGAGAUGGUCCAAUUACAACCCGACUGUCAUAUCAAUGCUGCUGCCAUGUCAACCAACAUCUGCUAGUACAGCAGUCUUAUUACUUGUACAGAGCAAAUCUGCAAAGUGUUACCUUUUCUGUUAAUAAACACUUUUAAGGAGAGACUUUGUCCUAGCAAGCCGACCAUACUGGUUAGAAACAGCGUGUUUCACCAAAAAUGUAUACGAAAGACAAUAGGAGAGGGAGAAGUUUCUGCUUUUGACACCAGCUUUAGACUACGUUUUUGUACAAAGAUAAAGUCUUGAUGAAAGUGAUGGUGGCUUUUGAAAACUACAGAUAACAUGGUUCAACACAGCUGAAAAGGAUUAUUUACUAGUAGUUAUUCACAGUUCUUUCCAAGCAAUACUUCAUGGCUGUCAUUUAAGAAUCAUGCCAUUUUAAAUUGUCCUUUUGACUCCAAGAUUUGUUGUACCUCAUACGUUUGUGUCUUUGUAUAGUAGCUUCUCUUAUGUGUCUUCUUAAAGCCUACACAGCAAUGGUUUUCUUAUCGUAUAGCCAGUCUUUAAUUAUGAAAAAAAAGCACUUCUUUUCUGGAGAAUAGCAAGGUCCCAAAACAGUCAUUUUUAUUUAUUUUGUUCUCAGGUUUUUCUCUUCAGGAAGGACAGGGAUUUCAAAUGGCCAAAUUAUUGGCACAUCUUUUAUCGUGUCAUGGUGAAAGAGUUUGUAAAGAUUAUGAAGUUGGCCUGAUGUUGCACAAGCCAACAUGUAGAAGGCUGUAUAAGAGGGAUAGGUUGGAUACUGAAAUAUGUCAAAUUUUACAAAUGUAGGCAUCACAGUUGGGUCACCUUGACUACAGUAUUUUCUCUUCAUUUAGAUGAAUCUGUGAACAAAGUAAAGAAUUAUGGUGACUGAAAUGGUAAACCAGGUGCUUGAAUGUUCUUUUUGCUUCCACAAGAUAAAAAAAAGAUGAUUAAAAGUCCACCCAUGUU
This is a messenger RNA of Branchiostoma belcheri (Belcher's lancelet), 5729 nucleotides long. RefSeq names its product THO complex subunit 2-like. Gene Ontology annotation, cellular component: THO complex part of transcription export complex. NCBI's taxonomy places the organism in Eukaryota, Metazoa, Chordata, Leptocardii, Amphioxiformes, Branchiostomatidae. The coding region runs from base 54 to 4754 and encodes 1566 amino acids. Gene Ontology annotation, molecular function: mRNA binding. Gene Ontology annotation, biological process: mRNA export from nucleus; mRNA processing. The transcript is spliced from 36 exons. The record is from RefSeq and is a predicted model, not a curated record.